CUGCUCUUGGCUUCUAGCCUUCACCAUGUGCGUUGCAUGUAGUUGUUAUGAUUGGUACGCACCCACCCACCUCUUGCUCUUGUUGAAGCUUGUAAGAAGAAGAAAUCAGGAGAAAAGACAAAAUAAAUUGAGAAAUCAAGUGUUCUUUUUCCUUUUUUUUUUCUUUUUUUUUUUCAAUUUGAUUUUCCCUUGUUCUGCAUUGAAGGCUACAGAGAUUUUUAGGAGGCCCUUCAUUUUCUCUGAUUGUGCAUAUAAGUUUUGGUUUUUCGUGGGUUUGUGUGUGAAAGUGGGUUAAUUUCCUUGACAAUCUCAAGCAGCAAUCCAUAGUGGUCUGACAUUCAUCAUUUCAGAGUUAUGCUGCGGAAUAGGUCUAGAGCAGUGACUAGCAAGCAAGCUUUCAUGGCGGAUCCCAGCCCUCAAUUAUCGUCUAAAAAAACUAAAUCUUUCUUUGGUUCUCCAAGGUUCAGAGCUUUUACCACGAAGGGUCUCUUUGAAACUGAAGUUAUGAUGAGUCCCACUACAAUUCUUGACACUAAACCAUUCUUUCCUUUUGGCAACCCCUUUGGUUUCGAUUUGAACCACACAAAAUCUCCAAGAAUUUUCUCGGAAAACAAGCAGAAUUCAGGGGAAAAUUUAGACCCAAAAUGGGUCGGGGUCGGGGUCGGGGUCGGGGUCGGUCUUGCUCUGAUUCACAAUCCGGUUGAGGAAAACUAUUCUUCUGAGCAGAGUAAGAAAAUGGUUCUGUUUGGAGCCAAACUCAGAGUCCAAAUUCCUCCGUUGUCCCCAACGGAAUCUCUGAAAUCCCCGAUGGAAUUCGGAAUCAAGACCAGGGAUUCACAGUCCCAUCCGAACUCCGGUACCCCAACAAAAUAUUCUCCCCGGACUUUAACCGGAAGUGUUCCAGUGAGCGAGAUGGAGCUCUCGGAAGAUUAUACAUGCGUGAUAUUACACGGGCCUAAUCCAAAAACCACCCACAUAUUCGACAACUGCAUUGUAGACAGCUACCAUGUUGUUCCUCCGGCAACGUCAAUGCUUCUUCCACCGGAGAGCUUCCUCAGUUCUUGUUAUACGUGCAAGAGGAGUCUUGAGCACAAAAAUGAUAUUUACAUUUACAGAGGAGAGAAAGCAUUCUGCAGCCAGGAGUGCAGAUACCAGGAAAUGGUUUCAGAUGGACUGGAGAAAUAAUUAAGAAAUGGGUAAUUGAAAAAUGCUUAGAGGAUUUCCUGUCUCAGAAUGAUUGAAUCCAGGAACCAAAGAUUGGCAGAAUUUUUUGUGUUCUUCCCUUUUCUCUUCUUCCAUUUUACUUUAGUUGAGUUACUAAUUUCUUUUUCUUCCUCUCCAUUGUAGGUAGAGAUAAGAGAGGAUUGAGAAAUUGUAGACUUUGGAAUUGUUUGUUUUUGGCCAGUGUUUGGUCCUUUUCUUUCAUUAGGUGAUGAUGCAUGAUUAAAAAAUUUGGGUUUUUCUUUUAUUAAUUUCUUGUGUAAAUGGUCAUGGAAGUAAUUAUGAUAUUAGGAGAACCAAUAAUUUGGUUUUUGCCAUAACACGAUCAUUUAAAUCCACAAUAACAUGAUUUCAAUAAACUUAAGCAUCAUAACACAAAAUAUUGUCAUAAAUACCCAAAUAAACACCAUGAAAACAUUCUGUACUCUGAACAUUAACACUCUGAACAUUAACACAACACUAUCAAAAUGAAACAAACUUAAGUUGAGACUGGAUAACCGACUACUUGAAUGGACUAGGAAAACACACUGAGAACACGCAUUUCUGAGACAAAUGUGACGUUAAACAGAAUCCGAAGGCCGUUUCCUACAAGACUUGCUACAAUGACUACAUCAAACACGAACAGAUCUACUUUAAGUCCUGAGAUGCUUCUAGAUUUUACCAGUAGCUCCCUGAAGCAGGAUAUAAGAAAACAUUAGAACACUU
Molecule: messenger RNA, 1926 nt
Organism: Rubroshorea leprosula
Lineage: Eukaryota; Viridiplantae; Streptophyta; Magnoliopsida; Malvales; Dipterocarpaceae
Source: the annotation of a GenBank genome assembly